AUGGCAAUUAAUGUUGAUAUAGAAGAGGCACAUGAUCGACUGGGUUGGAAUUUUGUUCUCAACACUCUUCGUGAUGCUGGAUUACUGGAUGGGAGAAUUACAUUAGCUAAAUCAGCAUUGUUAACCAUUCCAGUUUAUACCAUACAAUCAGCUAACCUUUCGAUUUCGACUUGCAAUGUGUUGGAAAAACAAAGCAAAUGGUUUGUGUGGGGCUCUAUAAAGGAUUAG
This is a messenger RNA of Dovyalis caffra, 228 nucleotides long. NCBI's taxonomy places the organism in Eukaryota, Viridiplantae, Streptophyta, Magnoliopsida, Malpighiales, Salicaceae. The record is from the annotation of a GenBank genome assembly.